Molecule: messenger RNA, 4154 nt
Organism: Musa acuminata AAA Group (dessert banana)
Lineage: Eukaryota; Viridiplantae; Streptophyta; Magnoliopsida; Zingiberales; Musaceae
Product: receptor-like protein EIX2
Exons: 2
Coding region: 259-3927 (1222 amino acids)
Molecular function (GO): protein binding
Source: RefSeq, a predicted model, not a curated record
UAUGACAAGGAAAUACAUCAUUUCCAAAAAGGUUUGACUGGUAGAUUAGGAUUAUGACAAGGAAUGCGACACCUGUGGUGGAAAGUAAGCGAUCAAUGGAAAUGCCUCCACCAUACGCGAGUUUCCAUUUUGUUUUAGCCUCAUCCAGGAGUUCCCUCCUGACAACUUUCUCCACCAACGGGGCACUCACGCAUGCGUUACGCAAAUAUGAACUUAUAUACAGACACGAGGCUUUAGGGGUAGAGCUCACCGUAAAACAUGGGUGGGAGAGCCCCUCUUCUUUUCCUCACCUUUUCUCUUGCUGUUCUGAGCAUUGAGCUUGGUAUUUCUCAUGGCUGUCGAGAGACGGAGAGGAAAGCCCUCAUCGACUUCAAGCGUGGACUUCAUGAUCCUUCCAAUCGUCUCUCUUCCUGGGUCGGGGAGGACUGUUGUGCGUGGGAAGGAGUUGGCUGCAGCAACAUCUCUGGUCAUGUUGUCAAGCUGGAUCUUCGAAAUAGAUGUUCAUUUCUAGCUGACGACUGCACUCAUCAGGAGGUGUCCUACUUGUUGGAUGAUGAUCCAGGAUGCAGAUGGGCACUGCAUGGUGACAUAACUCCAUCACUGCGUUCUCUCCAACAACUUAAUCACCUGGACCUCAGCGGCAACUGUUUUACGCAUAAACCCAUCCCCAAGUUCUUUGGAGCUUUCAGAAGACUAACAUAUCUUAACCUCUCAGGGGCAGGCUUCGUGGGUAGAGUACCUGAUCAGCUCGGAAAUCUAUCCACUUUGCAGCACCUCGACCUUUCUUAUAACUGCAAUGGGGAUGAUGACGGUGAUGGCUUCUUCUGCUUGUACCUUGAGAACACAAGAUGGAUCUCUAUGCUCACUUCCCUUCGGCACCUUAACAUGAAUUUGGUCAAUUUUACAAAUGCGUCCAACUGGUUGCAAGAUUUGAACGUGCUUCCACGUGUUCAGGAGAUUAAAUUAAGUUCUUGUGACUUAGGGACCUUUCCACAUUCAUUGUCUGAUGUCAACUUCACAUCUCUCACCACUCUUGAUUUAGGAGACAAUGAUAUAAACUCCACCAUACCAGAUUGGGUGUUCAAUAUUACUAGCCUCGAGUACCUUUAUCUUGGUGGGAAUGACCUACAUGGGUUCUUUCCUAAUUCUAUUACGAAGUUGACAUCUCUCAGGGAACUCGAUUUGUCUAGGAGUGAGUUCCAAGAUGGCUUCAUGCAGGUAGCUCCUAUAUCUAAUCUCUGCAAGCUCCAAAUUCUAUACCUGCGCCAGGUGCUUAUCAACGAUGUGUUUGCCAAUCUAAAAAUGGUUUUCUCUGGAUGUCUUAAGUAUAGUAUGGAGGAAUUGGACCUCAGCGACACCCAGCUGAGUGGUUCCUUUCCGGAUUGGCUAGGGAACAUCAAGAAUCUCAAAUCUCUUUAUCUUUCUUUCAACUCCCUCUGUGGAUCAGUGCCUGCAUCUAUCGGGAAUCUAUCAUUGCUGCAACAUUUAGUUUUAUAUUCUAAUGAUUUGAAUGGGACGAUUUCGGAAGGCAUCGGACAACUGAAGAGCCUUAUCUAUUUGGAUCUCAGUAGUAACUCGUUGAGCUUAUCGGAGGUCCAAUUGGCUAAUCUAUCAAGUUUAAGGUAUUUGGACAUUUCGAACAACUACGACUCCAGAAAAAGUGGAGUAGGAGUAAUAGACAUGAUUCUCGAUGGGCUUCCUUCUAGUCUCGAGCAUUUGGAUCUUUCUUACAACUCUCUCCACAGAUCAUUGCCUAUAUCUCUUGGAAACCUCUCUAUGCUGCAAUCUUUGUUUCUACGUUCCAGUUACCUGAAUGGGAUGUUGCCGGAAGGGAUCAAACGGUUGAAGGGCCUCGUCCAAUUGGAUCUUUACAAUAACUCGUUGGCCUUAUCAGAGGAUGACCUUGCUAAUCUAUCAAGUUUGAAAUAUUUGGACAUUUCAUACAACUCUAUACACUUGAACAAAAGCAAUGACUGGAUCCCUCCUUUUCAGCUUCUAAGCCUCUCCAUGGAUUUCUGCCAAAUACUGCCCAUUCCCCAUUUUCCGAAAUGGCUCCAAACACAAGCCAGUCUUCGUCGACUACAAUUGUCAAGUGCGGGUAUCAAAGACAUGUUUUUCGAUAGGCUUCCUUCUUGUCUCGAGUAUUUGGAUCUCUCUUACAACUCUCUCCAUGGAUCAUUGCCUGCAUCUCUUGGAAACCUCUCUAUGCUACAAUCUUUGAUUUUACGUUCCAAUUAUUUAAAUGGGAUGUUUCCGGAAGGCAUCAAACGGUUGAAGGGCCUCGUCCAAUUGGAUCUUCACAAUAAUUCGUUGAGCUUAUCAGAGGACGACCUUGUUAAUCUAUCAAGUUUGAAAUAUUUGGACAUUUCAUACAACUCUAUACACUUGAACAAAAGCGAUGAUUGGAUCCCUCCCUUUCAGCUUAACACCCUUCUCAUGGGAUUCUGCCAAAUACUACCUAUACCCCAUUUUCCGAAAUGGCUUCGAACACAAACCACUCUUGGUGAAUUAUAUUUAUCAAACACAGGUAUGAAAGAAACGAUUCCCAACUGGCUUCCAUCCGGUCUCGAGUAUUUGGAUCUAUCCGAUAACAAGAUUACUGGUGAGAUACCACAAUUCCUUCCUAAAUUAAAAUAUUUAUUUCUUUCAAAUAACUCAUUCUCAGGGAAUCUUCCACCAAGAAUCUCAGACAUAAUGCCAAACUUACAAUGGUUCGAUAUAUCUACGAAUAAUAUGAGUGGUGAGAUUCCCUUCUCUUAUUGUCGAUCGAGGUAUUUGGAAGGGCUUCUGCUUUCCGAAAAUAAUUUGUCAGGAGGUGUUCCUAAUUGUUGGAAAAAUCCCUCAAAUUUACUUCUUUUAGACUUAUCAAGCAACAAAUUAGUAGGUGGAAUCCCUGAUUCAGUCUGUAAUUUGCAAACGCUGGAGUCACUGCACUUGAGGCGCAAUAAUUUAUCCGGGCCGAUUCCUCUUUGUUUAAAGAGUUGCACAGAACUCGUUACUCUAGACCUCGGCCACAACAACUUUAACGGGAAUAUACCAACUUGGAUCGGAGAAAGCCUCUUGUACCUGAAGACACUAAGCUUACGCUCGAAUGACUUCAACGGUAGCAUUCCUCAAUUAUCUUCUCUAGCAUCUCUUCGUAUCUUGGAUUUCUCCAACAACAAUCUUUCAGGAAUAAUACCACGGAGCUUUGGGGACUUCAGUGCAUUAAAAAGCGCUCCUACGUAUCAGUGUUGUUACUUCAACAACGUAAUUUUCUCUGAGGAAGAUAUAUGGCUCUUCAUAAAAGGAAUUGAAAUCAAGUAUACCACCUUGAGACAACUUUCAAUGGAUACACUUAUUGAUCUCUCCAAUAAUUACUUAUCUGGAAACAUCCCUGAAGAAUUCGGGAAUUUGCUUGGAUUGCGGAGCUUAAAUCUAUCCGGAAAUUACCUUAUAGGUCAGAUACCAAGAAGUAUCGAUGGAAUGAAACAACUAGAAGUUCUCGAUCUCUCAAGAAAUAAUCUCUCGGGUGCAAUUCCAUCCGGUUUGGCGACCUUGAAUUUCUUAGACCAUUUGAAUUUAUCAUAUAACAAUCUUUCAGGAAGCAUUCCGACUGGCAACCAAUUGCAAACUUUUAUUGAUCCAUCAAUCUAUGCUGGCAAUCCAAAUCUUUGUGGCCCUCCUCUCCUCAAAAAUUGUACGGUGAAUAUAGCACAGGCCGUUGAAGAAGAGCAAAAUAAAGAUUCUUCUAAAAAUAGAAUGGAAACACUUUGGUUAUACACAAGCAUCACGCUAGGAUUUAUUAUUGGAUUUUGGGCGAUUUGUGGAAGCCUUUUGUUGCAACGAACAUGGAGGAUCGCAUACUUCCGCGCCAUUGAUAACAUGUGUGACAAGCUAUACGUGGUGAUGGUAGUGACCGUGGCAAAAUACAAAAGGAAUCUAUGAUAACUCUGAUGUUAGAGGGGGACGACAUGACUCAUCCAACUUAAGCAAUAGCAAUGGCAUUGGUAUAGAUCAGUAUUUGAUACGCUCAUGGCUUGCUUGUCUUUUCAUAACACCGUCACAUGAUUUUAAUUUCUCAUUUUUAUGCAUGCUAUAAUGACUGUUAUAUGAUCCGUUGAUGUUUGUCUAUGUAGUUUGUUUGUUAAAACUUUAGGUCAUCAAAAUAUGAG